AAGAACAUGUGGUGUACCUCUCGAGGCCUAUAAUUGAUGGAGAUGGCACAAUCAUAUUUGAUGGAAAGUUAGGCAUCUUUCCUUUCACAACAACAGAACCAACACAGAGGAAUUUGAAAAACAAGAUAAAAGGUACAAUGGAAGUGAAGCCAAUUCCAGCCAUCACUAAGGGAAUCAUCAAAGCCUGCCUUAUUAAAGAGAUGGUCCCAGUGUUCAAAGCCAAGUGGCCAAAGAUGUCAAGCAGGCACAUAUUUAUCCAAAUAAACAUACUUAUGUUCCAACUAGUAUGCCAACCAGCUAAUUCACCGGAUACAAAUGUGAAUGAUCUAGGAUUUUUCAGAGCUAUACAGACCCUUAAAGAUCAAAAAGCAGCCAAUAAUGUGGAGGAGUUACUAGAGAAUGUGAAAGCUGCCUACGAGGAAUACCACCAGAGUAGCUCAACAGUGUUUUUCUCACUUUGCAAGGCUGCUAUCAUGAAAUAAUCAAGGCUAAGGGUGGGAACAAACAACUACAAGAUUCCCCAUAUGAACAAAGAUAGACUCACAAGACAAGGGCUGUUACCACGUUGUAUUUAGGUUGAAGAAGCACUUGUAAGGGACAGUCUAGAGUUCCUACAGUUGGAGUCAAGUGAAGAAGUGAAAUUUACAACCUUGGAGAUGUCAUAGAAGGGCUGAAUAGAGUGGGAAUUGCUGACUAGAAACCUAUAGAUCCAAUAUUUACAGGGACAAACACCAUGCAACUGUUUUUGGGGGUGUUUGAAAUGUAAACCAUUUUUUGUAAGCUUAACUAUUUUUAGCAUGAUUAAGUACAUUAUCUUAUUAUUGUUGUCCUCAAAUUAAAAAAAUCAUC
Molecule: messenger RNA, 849 nt
Organism: Salvia miltiorrhiza (redroot sage)
Lineage: Eukaryota; Viridiplantae; Streptophyta; Magnoliopsida; Lamiales; Lamiaceae
Exons: 3
Coding region: 138-482 (114 amino acids)
Molecular function (GO): nucleic acid binding
Source: RefSeq, a predicted model, not a curated record